Messenger RNA from Engraulis encrasicolus (European anchovy), 2221 nucleotides. It is a transcript of the gene pgd, whose product is annotated as phosphogluconate dehydrogenase. The record is from RefSeq and is a predicted model, not a curated record. Lineage: Eukaryota; Metazoa; Chordata; Actinopteri; Clupeiformes; Engraulidae. Gene Ontology annotation, molecular function: NADP binding; phosphogluconate dehydrogenase (decarboxylating) activity. Gene Ontology annotation, cellular component: cytosol. Gene Ontology annotation, biological process: pentose-phosphate shunt, oxidative branch; pentose-phosphate shunt. The transcript has 13 exons. Bases 28 to 1569 code for a protein of 513 amino acids.
CUUGCAUAGGUCCUAUUGGUUCUUUGAAUGAGGAAGUACGGGAAGGACGGCGUAUUACAAGUAGCUAGAUCAGUGUGGAAUAGUCUCACUUCAGGAGGUAACCCGUCCGGAGGAACCAUGGCACAGGCAGAUAUUGCGUUGAUUGGCCUGGCGGUCAUGGGUCAGAAUCUUAUUCUGAAUAUGAACGACCAUGGUUUUGUGGUAUGCGCAUUCAACAGAACGGUGUCCAAGGUGCACGACUUCCUCCAGAACGAGGCUAAGGGCACCAAGGUCAUUGGCGCAGAGUCCCUGGAGGACAUGGUGUCAAAGCUCAAGACCCCACGCCGCAUCGUCCUUCUGGUCAAGGCUGGCAAGGCUGUGGACGAUUUUAUUGACAAACUGGUUCCCCUUCUUGAGCCUGGCGAUAUCAUCAUCGAUGGGGGCAAUUCUGAAUACAGAGACACAACACGCCGGUGCCAGAGCCUCAAGGCGCAAAACCUGCUGUUUGUGGGCAGCGGAGUGAGUGGCGGAGAGGAGGGCGCUCGCUACGGCCCGUCGCUGAUGCCAGGCGGACACAUAGAGGCCUGGCCACACAUAAAGGACAUUUUCCAGAGCAUUGCUGCCAAAGUGGGAACAGGCGAGCCUUGUUGUGACUGGGUGGGAGAUGAGGGCGCAGGGCAUUUCGUCAAGAUGGUCCACAACGGCAUCGAGUACGGUGACAUGCAGCUCAUCUGUGAGGCCUACCACCUCAUGAAGGAUGUCGUGGGUAUGGACCAUGAUGCAAUGGCACAGACCUUUGAUGAGUGGAACAAGACAGAGCUGGACUCUUUCCUCAUCGAGAUCACGGCCAACAUCCUGAAGUACAAGGAUGCGGACGGCACCCACCUGCUGCCUAAGAUCCGCGACAGCGCCGGCCAGAAGGGCACGGGCAAGUGGACCGCCAUCUCCGCACUGGAGUACGGCACCCCCGUCACACUUAUCGGAGAGGCUGUCUUCGCCAGAUGUCUGUCGUCCCUGAAGGAGGAGCGUGUAGUGGCCAGCAAGAGCCUCUCAGGCCCCCCCGCCACCUCAUUCUGCGGGGACAAGAAGCAGUUCCUGGAGGACGUGAGGAAGGCCCUGUAUGCCUCCAAGAUCAUCUCGUACGCACAGGGCUUCAUGCUGCUGCGGCAGGCGGCUAAAGAGUUCGGCUGGUCCCUCAACUACGGAGCCAUCGCCCUGAUGUGGCGCGGGGGCUGCAUCAUCCGCAGUGUGUUCCUGGCUAAAAUCAAGGAGGCCUUCGACCGGGACUCAGAGCUGCAGAAUCUGCUUCUGGAUAACUUCUUCAGCAACGCAGUGCAGGAGUGCCAGGAGUCCUGGCGUCGUGUUGUGAGUACAGGCGUGACACAUGGCAUCCCCAUGCCCUGCUUCACCACAGCCCUGUCCUUCUACGACGGAUACAGACACGACAUGCUCCCUGCUAACCUCCUGCAGGCUCAGAGAGACUACUUUGGUGCCCACACCUAUGAGCUGCUGUCCAACCCCGGCACCUACAUCCACACCAACUGGACAGGCACCGGAGGCACCGUCUCCUCCUCCUCUUACAACGCCUAAACUGGACUCAACCACUUGGACCAGAAGAGAAAGGAGAGGAAGAAGGAAGGAAGGAAGGAAGGAAGGAGAAGAGUAUACCGGCUUCACUGAGGACCAGAGUGAUGGCGUCAGGAAUAUCACAUUCCUACUGCGAAGGAACAUACAACCUAAUGAGAAUUCCACAAACAGACAAACAAAAAAAACAACCAACCCAACCCUUCCCUUCCCUCUCCUUACCUGAUAAAAGUUUCUUAAGGUGUGUUUUACGUUAAUCCAGAGAUCUAUUUAUGACGAGAGUGAAAAGAAUCAUAGUUAUUGUACGCUUGUGUGCACUGUAAAACAUUCCCCCCCAAACUCCCCCUGAAACGUAGCAAGAUAUACAUACAUACAUACAUAGCUAGCUUUUGUAGACCCAUUUGUUACUGGGGGGAAAAAAGAAGAAAAAAAAACGGGUCAGGUGUGGGGGUGGGGGGUUGUGUGUCUGUAUGAGGGGCAUUUUUAAACGGACAUACACACACACUCACACACAUGCACACACUCACACAUUUUCGCAUCUGCUGAGUGGUCAUGUUGCUUGAAUCAUGUUUGCCCCUGAGUUCACCACGUUAACCCGGGAUUACGGUUAACCAUUGCACUGUACUAGUCUAAAUAAAGACUUAAAAUCCCCUUCUAA